Pollicipes pollicipes is the source of this 2342-nucleotide messenger RNA. Its product is annotated as BAI1-associated protein 3. The record is from RefSeq and is a predicted model, not a curated record. NCBI's taxonomy places the organism in Eukaryota, Metazoa, Arthropoda, Thecostraca, Pollicipedomorpha, Pollicipedidae. Gene Ontology annotation, cellular component: secretory vesicle.
GACAAGACGCCGGCGUUCUACGCGAGACUCUGCGACUCUUUGGAGAUCCUCCGCAAGUUCUUCCACGCCGAUGGUCAGGGUGUACCUCUUGACGCGCUCAAGUGUGACCUCUUCGACGCUACCAGCCGCAGCCUUAAGCUGAACAGCCUUUCCACGGAGCAGCUGAUGGACAUGUUCCACAAGGAGCGACUGGAGGCGCAGGAGGCGCAGGAGGCGCAAGAGUUCGGCACACUCUCCGUCCGCGUCUACUUCCACCACGACUCGCUCUCCGUUGAGAUCCUCAACGCCAAGAAUGUGAUCCCGCUGGACCCGAACGGCCUGAGUGAUCCUUUCGUCAUUAUCGAGCUUCUGCCCCGGCAGCUGUUCGCCUCGUGCGUCGAGCAGCAGACAGUGGUGCACAAGCGCACACUCAACCCCGUCUUCGACGAGUGCUUUGAAUACUCGGUGACUCUGGAGCAGUGUCGCGCCGACGGCGCUAUGAUCCUCUUCACGGUCAUGGACCACGACGUGCUGACCUUCAACGACUUCGCUGGCGAGGCGUAUCUCUCGCUGAACCACAUCCCCGGUGUCGAUCGGGGCAGUGCCAACUCGGACAACUUCCACGGCCUGAAGGAGAUCGAGCUGAAUCUGAUGCAUCAGCGCGACAGAGAACAUCCGAUCCUCAAGACCCUGGAGAGCAGACACUGGGACAAGGCGGCGCAGGACUUUUUGAAGAAGUGCCGCGAGCGAGUCACCAGCUUCUGAACAGGCCUCUGAGGGCGGUAAAUCGCACGGCCCCGCCUCCCUGGCCGGACCUGUGACUGUGACGUCACUUGCCGCGCGGUGACGGGCUGCAGCUCCGCGUCCGACCGCCUGCCUCCGCCCCGCGCCCUGUCGGGCGAGCCGAGUGUGAUUGGCCCGCGGCCAGGUCACGUGUUGUGUCGCCAAGUGACGCUGGGGCCCCGUGGUAUCAGCUCGCGUGCUCUGGCGCGGAAUGCUGCUAUUUUGUGUGAUGCCAUUAGAGUGCGGCCGCGUCCAGCUACCGUGGCGUUCAUGUUACGUAUUCAAUCACACUCCCAUUGUUUAGCGCGAGGGCUACGUAAGCGCCAGAUAUCUAGUGAUCGUUCUUACAGCUGGGUAUUUUUGUUGUUUCUUGCCAGUCACGCGGGUCAUGACACUGGUGCUUUUUAUAAUUAGUUGUGUUCUCGGGUGCCAGACGUGGUUCGCUACAAAUCAAAACCCAGAUGGAUAAGGAGUGGAUGGGAUGUAGGAGCGAUUAUUCCUCGGCGCACAUUUCCAUCGAAGGUAAUGUUUCGUUUCAGCUCCGUGCAAACGAAGAACACAUUAAUUUGCCUUGUAACCGACUAACUUUGCCUACUUAUAUCCUGCCCGCCUCACGUGUUAUCUUAGAUGUGUCUUAACCGUUCAAAGACACGCGUGUUUCCUAUACCUCUUGCGCCAUGUAUUGUGCGUGUUGAGAAGUCGAAACAUUCCACACCGCCUACCGCUUUCUUUGGUGACUGGAACCAGAUGUAUAUUGCUCCAGUGUUGCCGACGUCGAUAAGGCCGCCCUCCCCUUGAUUGGCGGCUGGACGUUAACGUCCCCGUCACUUCGACCCGGAAUGUUUCCCGUAUGGUUAUCGUUCCGGGUUUACGGCAACCGAACUGGGCCGUACCGCGCACCUGACCAAUCACAUCGCUGGUGCGAACGGGCCGACCAAUCGCGGUGCGGCUCGCCGCCCGGCCGAUUGGUUCCGUCAGCCGGCCUCAGUAGUCGCUCGAGGACCGUUCUAGCGCCUCGGCGCCGUGCCGGUGGUCUGCCGUUCAGCCCAUGACCCAAUCUAGUCCGUGAUGCUAGUCGACCGUGGGCGACCUUUGUCCUGUCCGCCAGGGGUGUGCCCUGUCGUGCGCGGGUCUCCCCGGGUCUUGUCCACCUGCCUGCCGCCUUCACAUUUACCCGCCAGUGUACCGGCCGUGUUUUGUGCCACUCUUGCCGGCGGCUACCCUUCCGACGCAGUCGGGUGGGGCUCGCCGGUAACCGAGAGGCGGGGUUUUGUACCUGGCCCGCGCGCCGCCGCACGAGCCGACCUCAGCGCUGCGCUCGUGACCCCACUCCACCGGGGAGUCACGCGGUCAAGCAUCGCCGGGCAAUCUGGCACGUGUUCGUCCUUUGACUCCCUGACAGCGUUUCCGCCGGUCGGCGUCUGACCUCGUGACCGCGCCGCCGCAGCAGAUCGUGACGGGUCGUAGGUUACCUGGCGCGUGCUCUCGGGCGUUUGAUGUCGUCGCCUCAGCGCAGGUUCUGUCUGAAAUGCAAACCUUUCUUGCUGCACUGUUGCCGUGAAAUACACUACCUUAUCAAG